AUGUUUAAUGUGGUUUAUAAUGAAGAAAUUCAGCUAAUAAGUAUUGAGAAGCGUGAAGCAUCAGCAUACUGCAUGAGUAUUAAACAGGAGUUCGACGGAAAGCCUUGGUAUUAUGACAUUAAGCACUACAUCACAUAUCGAGAGUACCCACUGGGAGCAUCGAAAAAUAGUAAGUGCACCAUUAGAAAGUUGGUCAUGAGUUUCUUUAUGAAUGGAGAAGUGUUGUACAAGAGGAAUUAUGAUAUGUCCCUCCUGAGAUGUGUUGAUGCUUCAGAGGCCAAGAGAAUUCUAGGAGAAGUUCACGAAGGAAUUUGUAGGACACACGCAAAUGGGCACAUGAUGGCAACACAAGUUUUACAUGCUUGUUAUUACUGGUUGACCAUGGAGUCAGAUUGCAUCAAAUUGCAAAAAAAUGUCACAAAUGCCAUAUAUAUGCAGAUAAAGUACGUACUUCAGUUUCCCCUCUACAUGUGUUGA
Molecule: messenger RNA, 477 nt
Organism: Benincasa hispida (wax gourd)
Lineage: Eukaryota; Viridiplantae; Streptophyta; Magnoliopsida; Cucurbitales; Cucurbitaceae
Source: RefSeq, a predicted model, not a curated record